Plectropomus leopardus (leopard coralgrouper) is the source of this 743-nucleotide messenger RNA. RefSeq names its product cholecystokinin b (gene cckb). Lineage: Eukaryota; Metazoa; Chordata; Actinopteri; Perciformes; Serranidae. Gene Ontology annotation, molecular function: neuropeptide hormone activity. The record is from RefSeq and is a predicted model, not a curated record. Gene Ontology annotation, cellular component: axon; extracellular region. Gene Ontology annotation, biological process: digestion.
GAAGUGCUCUCCUCACUCUCACACACUCCUCCGACACGCUCAACCUCUUUUCUCAAGAUGACUGCAGGGCUGUGUGUGUGUGUUGUGCUGGCAGUCUUGUGUACGAGCUGUUUGGGGCUCCCCUUCUCCUCCCAACCUCUUGACGAGGGCCACCGCUCCCUGCCCGCUGCUUCUGAAGCUCUCCUUGAGGCUGACACCCACAUCUUAGGAGAGCCCCACAUCCAACACAGCCGCUCUGCCCCCCAGCUGAAAGCUCUCCCUUUGGCCGAGGACGAUGCAGACUCCCGAGCCAACCUCAGUGAGCUGCUGGCAAGACUCAUCUCCUCCAGGAAAGGAUCUGUGCGUAGAAACUCCACGGCAAACAACAGAGGCAAUGGACUGAGUGCCAACCAUCGGAUAGCAGACAGGGAUUACAUUGGGUGGAUGGAUUUCGGCCGCCGCAGCGCAGAGGAGUAUGAAUACUCCUCGUAAAAAGGAGAAGUCGCGACUCAGAGCCCUCUGUACGGGCAUAUGGAAAAAGAAGAGAAAAAAAAUCAUGCAAGCUGGCUCCUCACUGUCUCACAAUAAGAGUCUAUUUAUGAUGUAUUUGUUGUACAUUUGUUUGUAAAACUGUAAUAAUGCAAUAUACAUAUGCCAAAUUUUGCAGAAAAGCUCUCACUGUCCAAGAUUUGUUUGUUUUCUCUGGUUUCUUUAUCAUUUGGGGAGGAGAGGGUUGGGAUGGUGUGAGGGUCUGUUGAGACUAA